CCGACGUCGCACCGCUCGCGCCCGUCUCGUGACGACCCUAUGAUAUCAUUCAUGCUAAUCUCCGCCCGUUGAUUUUCCUGCCGAGUGACCGCAGCAGUGAGACAGCCGCGAUAUCGCGAGUGCCGAAUGUUCGUGGACGUCACGCCCGUGUACUUUUCCAUAGGAGCGUGCGUGCGAAACCAGUUCUGAGAGGACGGUGCCAUCGGAUGAGAUCUCCGACUGAGCGUCGUGACCUGCGGCCUGAGAUGCUGCGCCCGUGACCGUCUUACGACAGUGCCACGAAACCUCGUCCAAUGAUCUCGGCGAGCCUCCCCGGCGAGGCGCUGGUCCAGCUGGGGCAGCUGCAGCUGAGCCACCUCUACCCGUCGCCGACCAUGACGCCGGAGUUCCUCGCGCCCCCGCCGCGGCCCUACCCGCGGUACCCGCCGCGGCGCCCGCGGGAGCCCAUGCCCGCGCCGCCCGCGCCCAGCUUUGCGCCCGUGCCCAACGCGUACCCUCCGUUCCUGCCCCAUCCGGCGAGCUACGCGUCCUACCUGUACCGGGCGCGCGCCCCGCAGCCGUCCGCGUACCCCAUUCGCCCGCGCCCCACGUCGGGCUUCGUGCCUCCCGCGCCGGCGCCGCACUCGCCGCCGGUGCCGCCAGCAGCGCCGCAACCCCCUCCAAGAGAGGAACCCCCAACGUCUCCAGAACGAGGCGCACCAGCCCCCUACUUCUGUAGAGGGGCAUUAAUACGACUGGAAGACGGCACGCUCCGGCGCGUAGAGGAGAUGCGCACGGAAGACUUCGCGAUGAGCGCGGAAAGGACUGGAGAUCUUGCGCUGACGCAGUGCACGCUGCUACGGCUCGACGAGCGCGGCGACCGUCUUGCACUCACCCUUACAUAUGAUAGAAAUCGCUCACAGGUGGAGCUGGAAUCAACAGUGGAUCAUCCGUUUUUCGUGUACGGCCGAGGUUGGGCGUCGUGCAAACCGGAGCGCACGCUCGCGCGGUACGGCCUCCACGUGCAAAGGUUGCAAGUCGGAGACGUAUGCGUAUCGUUAGUAGCACGCAAGCACGCGGCGCCCACCACGACCACCGUGGGCCCGAGUCUCGCGCCCGCACCGCCACAGACGCAUCCAGAAAACCUCAGUGUGAAAGAGGACGCGCGUAAACGACGCUGGUCCGCCUCUGACGUUAUCGAGGAAGGUCCGCCUCUAAAAAAACGUUGAACGAUUUUGUCCGCCAUCGCUUUAAUGAAACUAUAUAUUUAUACGUUGUUCGUAUACCGCUAAGAGCCCCGUUUUGGUUACCAUCUAAAACUGAUUUUUUAAGCAAGCGUUAGGCUAGUUCUAUGGUACACAAUCUCUAAACUGAAAUGACAGGUCUAAAUAUAUUGCUAUCACUUUCACAAUGCUCCCUGCAGAAAAGGAUAGCAGUACAUCUGUCAAUUCAGUUUAGAGAUUGUUGUGUACAAUGGAAUUAGCCACGUUGGUGCUACUUCUGUUGUAGCAAAUGCCUAAACUAAUUCACAGGUCUAAAGUAGGUUAUCUACAUUUUUUUCCGAGGAAAGGGAUCACACUAUUUUUGGCCCAAUAUAUUAUACAACAGAUAAUGAUGACACCUUUAAUGCAAAACCAUUUUGCAUUGGGUUGAUUUUUCAAAUAAAAAUAUUGUACCUGCAUGUUUCGAUGAAUUUAAACAUUUUUAUAUGGGUACAGUUUAUUGGAAAUUAAUGCAUUCAUGCUAGACGAACAAUGAUAUUACUAGCAUUUUUAAAAUUAUGAACGCAAAAUCUUAAAUUCUCUUCCAAUAUAAAGAUAAACCAGUAAAGGUAUUGAAUUGAAAGUGAAGAUAAUCUACUUAAAAGACUCUGAACUACCGCAAAAAUAUCAGACACAAAUCGCCCAGUGAUUUAAAGAUAAGGAAAAAAGACGGUUCUUUACUUUCCUUUCUUAGAAAUAAAGAUAAUGUUUGUACGUAUGGUUCAUAGUGGUAAUGUUUUACAGCGAUCGGCAAUCCACAAUCGUACGCUUAAUAUUCUAUUCGGAAACUAGGUGCUUUUUUCUGUCGGGUGCUUCUAUAUGCGUGUACAAUAUUGUAAAUAUGUAACUUAGGUACAGCCGCAUACUGUAUAGCGUAAUAUGUCUCAAAGUUGUUGUGCGCUACUCUUAGAGCGAGUUCAGACAAAUGGAAAACGCGCGGUUGCAAGCCGUGCGAUUUGAACCGCGGUAAAUCUUGAUCAGAAAAACGCGAAUGUGCGGAUAGGAAAGAGGCAAAAUGAUUCCUCGUUAAAGUCCGAAAUUAAACACUCUCUAGGUCAGGGAAUCUGCAGGUCAUAGCAGCUACAGUGCCCGGCAUCGCACAUUAGAAAAAAUAUAUCAGCUUCGGCUUCGUAGAACGUCAUCUCUGUUAAUAAUGUCUAUGUUUUGUCGCCGAUUUGUCUCAACGACAGAGACAACGCUCUACGAAACUGAAGCUAGCUGCCGACUGUCUCUAUCUAAUGUUGGAUGUGUAAUCUUUCGUACUGGGUACUGUAACUGUAAAAACACCGCGCGCAUUAUAGCGCUCGAAUCUAUUUUAGUGAUAGCCGCGCGAACGGAGAUUUGAAGGAAUAUUAAGACGCUCACAAGAUCCGCGCGUUUGGUCCGUGCGGUUUUCAUUGCCUCUGUCUGAACUAGCACUUCAUGUAACUGGCAACAUUCGUCUUGUAGCCAUCUUAAGCCGUUAAAUUGAAAAAAAAGUAAACCUCAUGAGCCAUACUUUCUGAUAGUCGGUAGUUUGCCUACGGGAUUAGCUCUGCGUUUGUGUGAGUGCACGGUGCGUUCUCAUACGUAUUUUACACCGUUUUGUACAUUAUUUCAACUACCAGAUUAAUAAUAAUUAAUUAUCCGAUCACUCACACAAACACAAGCUUAAGCAUGUGUGCUGCCAGUUACAGCUUAGUAGUAAAUUCGUUAACAUUAUGCAA
This is a messenger RNA of Maniola jurtina (meadow brown), 2947 nucleotides long. RefSeq names its product ataxin-1-like (gene Atx-1). Gene Ontology annotation, molecular function: RNA binding; protein binding. The transcript is spliced from 4 exons. Bases 294 to 1208 code for a protein of 304 amino acids. Lineage: Eukaryota; Metazoa; Arthropoda; Insecta; Lepidoptera; Nymphalidae. The record is from RefSeq and is a predicted model, not a curated record. Gene Ontology annotation, biological process: regulation of DNA-templated transcription.